Molecule: messenger RNA, 5179 nt
Organism: Pan troglodytes (chimpanzee)
Lineage: Eukaryota; Metazoa; Chordata; Mammalia; Primates; Hominidae
Gene: WDR97
Product: WD repeat domain 97
Exons: 23
Coding region: 86-5083 (1665 amino acids)
Molecular function (GO): protein binding
Source: RefSeq, a predicted model, not a curated record
GCAUCUGGUAUCCUAGCAACUGCCGCUGCCGGCCGUGACCGCUAAGUCCUGGGAGCUGUUGGGCUCUGGGACCGCAGUUGCUGAAAUGGAGGCAGAGGUGUGGGAGGCAGAAGGCUACAACCUAGUUCUGGACUCGGACCUGUAUGAUGCGGAUGGCUAUGAUGUCCCAGACCCUGGGCUGCUCACCGAAAAGAAUGAGUUGACUUUCACGGAGCCGUCGCAGGUCCUGCCCUUUUUGACCAGCAGCCAACAGUGGCAAAGCCUGACCCCGCGCGCCCGCGCCCGCCGGCUGUGGCUGCUUCUGCGCACCAGCCUCCACGAAGUCGUGGAAAAGGAGAAGAGAGCCGAGCUGCGCGUGGCGCGCCUGACGCAUGGGCUGGAACCACUGCGCCGCCUGGAGGUGGCAGCUGGGCUGCGCUCGGUGGCGCAGGACCCGGUGGGUGGACGCUUCGUGGUGCUGGACGGCGCGGGCCGCCUGCACCUGCACAAGGAAGACGGCUGGGCACAGGAGACGCUGCUGGCGCCUGUCGGGCUUACGGGGCUGGUGACCGUGCUGGGCCCGCUGGGUGCCGUGGGCCGUUUUGUAGGCUGGGGCCCCGCGGGGCUGGCAAUUCUGAGGCCCAACCUCAGCCUGCUGUGGCUGAGCGAGCAGGGGGUGGGCAGGGCCCCGGGUUGGGCGCCCACCUGCUGCCUGCCGGUUCCCGACCUCAGGCUGCUGCUCGUUGCGGAGAUGAACAGCAGCCUGGCGCUGUGGCAGUUCCGCUCAGGUGGUCGCCGCCUGGUGCUGCGAGGGUCACCACUGCACCCGCCCCCGAGCCCAACAGGCAGGCUCAUGCGUCUGGCUGUGGCGCCGGUUCCUCCCCACCACGUCCUGCGCUGCUUCGCGGCCUAUGGCUCGGCCGUGCUCACUUUCGAUCUGCAUGCCUGGACUCUCGUAGAUGUGCGCCGGGAUUUGCACAAAACCACCAUCUCGGACCUGGCUUACUGCGAGGAAGUAGAGGCAAUGGUGACAGCUUCCCGGGACAGCACCGUGAAGGUGUGGGAGGCUGACUGGCAGAUCCGGAUGGUGUUCGUGGGCCACACAGGCCCGGUGACGGCUAUGACUGUGCUCCCGAACACGACCCUGGUGUUGUCAGCCUCGCAGGACGGGACACUACGCACCUGGGACCUGCAGGCGGCGGCGCAGGUGGGCGAGGUAGCACUGGGCUUCUGGGGCCAGGACAAGCUGUCCCGGCGCGUGGGCCGUCUGCUGGCGCCGGUGCGCCCGGGCUGGCCGGUGCUGUCCCUGUGCGCGAGCAGCAUGCAGCUGUGGCGCGUACGCGAGCUCUACUCGCCGUUGGCGCAACUGCCCGCCAAGGUGCUCCACGUGCAGGUGGCGCCUGCGUUGCCCGCGCCUGCGCAGCAGUCGCUGCCUACGCGCCUCGUGUGCGCGUGCGCCGACGGCUCGGUCUACCUCCUGUCGGCUGCCACCGGGCGCAUAGUGAGCUCACUGCUGCUGGAGCCGGAGGACUGCGCGGCAGCCGUGGCCUACUGCCUGCCGCGCGAGGCGCUGUGGCUGCUGACCAGGGCUGGGCACCUGGUCCGCGCCAACGCGGCGCGCUGCCCCAUGAGCGUGCUGCACCGCGUGUGCCCGCCGCCGCCCCCUGCGCUGCAGCCUUGCUGUCUGCACCUGUACAGCCACCUCACGGAUCUCGGAGGCGCCUUCUCCUCCUGGGAGAUCGUGCGCCAGCACUGGGGCGAGUUGCGCUGCAGCUCUGUGGCCUGCGCCUGGAAGAACAAGAACCGGUACCUGCCAGUGGUGGGGCACACGGACGGCACGCUGUCGGUGCUGGAGUGGCUCUCGUCGAAGACUGUCUUCCAAACGGAGGCGCACAGCCCGGGCCCGGUUGUCGCCAUCGCAUCCACCUGGAACAGCAUUGUGUCUUCGGGUGGGGACCUGACGGUGAAGAUGUGGCGCGUCUUCCCCUAUGCCGAGGAGAGCCUGAGCCUGCUGCGCACCUUCUCCUGCUGCUACCCGGCCGUGGCGCUCUGUGUGCUAGGCAGACGCGUCACCGCGGGCUUUGAGGACCCAGACAGCGCUACCUACGGCCUGGUGCAGUUUGGCCUGGGCGACAGUCCGCGAUUAGACCACCGGCCCCAGGACGACCCCACGGACCACAUCACUGGCCUGUGCUGCUGCCCCACGCUCAAACUGUAUGCCUGCUCCAGCCUGGACUGCACCGUUCGCAUCUGGACUGCUGAGAACCGCCUCCUGCGGCUCCUGCAGCUGAAUGGUGCCCCUCAGGCCCUGGCUUUCUGCAGCAACAGUGGAGACCUGGUGCUGGCGCUGGGAUCCCGCCUCUGCCUGGUGUCCCACAGGGUCUACCUGCCUACAUCCUACCUAGUUAAGAAGAUGUGCCAGAAGGCCCCAGACGUGGUGGACGACCCUCCGCUGCCACUGAUGAGCCAGGAGUCACUGACUUCCGCCCAACUGCAGAGGCUCACCAACCUCCAUGGGGCAGCCAGCCUCAGCGAGGCCUUGUCUCUCAUCCAUCGUCGGAGGGCAACAUCUCAGCACCUGGUGCCGAAGGAGGACUUGGACGCCCUAGUGGCCCGGGACCGAGACCUUCAGCAGUUGAGGCUGGGGCUAGUGGUCCCAGCAGCCCAGCCCCCACCCUCCCGGCAGCAGCGCCAGGAAGGCUUUGACAAUUACCUCCGUCUGAUCUACCGCUCUGGCCUGCUGGGCAUGCAGUCUGGAAGGGAGUCCCAGCAGUGGAGUGCCGGGACCCUCACAGUGGAGAGAGAGACCCGGGAUGUGUGUGCUCUACCCCAAGCUGCCCACUGUCUUGCCCGGGCUGAGGUCAGCACCGCAGCCCAAACAGUGCCAACAGCCCUGUCCCCACAGGACCUGGGAGCCCUGGGCCAGCACUUCUCCCAGUCUCCCCGAGUCACAGUGCCGAUCCCACCCACCCACCGUAGGGUGCACAGCAAGGCAUCCCAGCUUCUGGCCCGCUCCUCACUGAGCCACUACCUGGGCAUCAGUCUGGAUCUGCAGCUGCAGUUGGAGCAGCUCCAAGGGAGGAUGACCAUGGCCCUGGACCUGCCAUCCUCCCACUUGCAGUGCAGGAUCCCACUGCUGCCAAAGAGAUGGGACAAGGAACCUCUCUCUAGCCUCAGGGGCUUCUUUCCUGCCACCGUGCAGCCCCACAAGCACUGCCUGAGGCCCAUCUGCUUCCCCGGCUAUGUACCCAACUCCGCGGUGCUACAGCAGAUGUGGCUAAAUGCGGAGGUCAGCAGCCUCGGAUCCCCGACUCAGCUCGCCUCCCAGAGAAAGUUCGAGCCAGGGGCAAGCCAGGAUGCCCUGUGGUUGUGGCGCCCCAGGCCAUCCCAAGCCCAGUGGCAGAGGAAGCUGCUCCAGUGGAUGGGGGAGAAGCCUGGGGAGGAGGGGGAGGAAGACGAGAAGGAAGAGGAGGAGGAGAAGGAAGACGAGGAGCUGGACCAGGCCUUGGCUUCCCUGAGCCCGCACUCCAACCAGCAGCUGGAUUCCUGGGAACUGGAGGAUCAGAGUGCUGUGGACUGGACCCAGGAGCCCCGGCGGCGCAGCUGCAAGGCUGCCAGGACCCACCCUCAUCCCUGGCACCGUCAUGGGAGUUUGCUCUUGGAUGAGCAUUACGGGCAUCUUCCCAAGUUUCUGCAUUUCUUCAUCUACCAGACCUGGUUCAAAAAGUUGUUCCCCAUCUUCAGCCUGCAGGCAUACCCGGAGGCAGGCACGGUCGAGGGCCUGGCCUCGCUGUUGGUGGCCCUGCUGGAGAAGACCACGUGGGUCGACCGUGUGCACAUCCUGCAGGUGCUACUGAGACUGCUGCCCAACAUGAGCAGUGAUCUCCAAGGCCAGCUGCAGGGCCUGCUCAUACACUUGCUCAACCUGGACCAGCCCCCCAGCCUCCAGGUGUGCCCCUUGUCCUGCCCCCAGUUUUCCUCCCCGCCCACCGGCCCUCAGCAACCACAUCCCCACCGCCUGCCUCAGGACCAGACGCAGAAGAAGUUCGUGAUACUGGCGCUGCAGCUGCUCCUGGCCUGCUCCCUGGAGUCCCGGGAUGUGGUGCUGGAGCUCAUGUCCUACUUCCUCUACUCUCCCGUGCACUGCCGGCCAGAGCUCAAGAAGCUGCUGCACGGGCUGGGCCUUCGGGACCCAGAGGGCUUCCUAUUCAAGGAGAUGAUGACCUGGGUCCAGGGCCCAGACCUGGACUCCAAGGCCGGCCUGCGCACUUGCUGCCACCAGAAACUGGAGGACAUGAUCCAGCAGCUUCAGGAGACCCCAUCGCAGACGUCAGUGGUCUCUGGGGCACCCACACGCGCCUCCGUGAUACCCUCGGGCACCUCCUGGUCGCCCUCCAGCAUCUUCGGGAGGCUCUCACAGGUCUCAGAGGUGCCUUUGAUGGUGGUCUCACCUGCGGAGCCGCACUCUUUAGCCCCGGAGCUCCAGGCCCAGCGGACGCUGGCACCCACGCGCAGCUGGGGGACCCCUCAGCUCCGUCUCGGAGUGCUCUCCGAGACGCUGAAGAGCUUUUGCCUGGAGCCCGAGGCCCGCCUGCACCCUGCCGGGCCUGCUCAGCUGCCCGGAGAGCCGCCGCCGCUGGAGGAGACCGACUGGUCGCACUCGCAGCUGCUGGACUUGGGCCCCAUCGACGCGCUCAACUUCUUCUGUGAGCAGCUGCGGGCGCAGCAGCGGAGUUCGCUCCAGGAGAAGGCUGCGCACCCACACCCGCCAGUGCCCGACACGGUGGCGCCGGUGCCCGACAUGGUGGUGCCACCUCCACAGGAGCACUGGUGCCACCCCAUCCUCCGGCUGCAGGAGGCCAAGCCGCAGAGGUCUGCGAGGUCCGCGAUGAGACUGAGGGGCCCCAUGCUGUCCCGGCUCUGUGCGGGCCGCACCCUGGACGGCCGCAUCCGGACGCUGAAGCUGCCGCUGCCGCGUGUGGAGCCGCAGCCUUUCCCCCUGGACUGGCCCACGCCUCCGCGCCCGCUGCCCCCGCGGCUCCUGCAGCCGGCCCUGCAGCGCUACUUUCUGCCAGCGGACGCGGACCCUGACACCUACAGCUGACCGGGCUGGUGGCCUCAGCCCGCCUGGCUCUGGGGCCUGUCAUUGGUAUUUGGCCAAGGCCUGCAUCGGGAAUAAAGUCCAGAGAAUUUCUUUCUG